AUGGGUGGAAGGUUUCAAUGGUUUUGGCUUCUCAUCAUGCAUUUUACAGUUAUAAUUGUGUGCAAAAUUUCAUUUCAUUUUUGGUGGGUGCCUAUCAUUGUGGAUAUUGCGGCUAUAUUUGUGUGUAAAAAAGUUUGGUUUCAAUUCUGGUAUAUACCAAGAAGAAUUGAACACCAUUUCUUCGUGCAAGGAAUCAAAGGGCCAAAAUAUAGUUUCCUGUUGGGAAAUUUGAAGGAGAUUGGAAAUUUGACGUCAAAGGCGUCAUCUCAACCAAUGCCUCUCUCCACAACAUCCUUCCAAGAGUUCUUUCCUUCUUAUGAUCAUUGGAGGAAGAUACAUGGAUCAACUCUUCUGCUAUGGUUUGGGCUUACGGCUCGUGUAACCGAAGCUGAUCCUACCCUACUCAAGGACAUUUUCAUUACAAAGUCUGAAUAUUUUGAGAAAAUCGACUCACCUUUUCUUCUCAAAAAGCUUGAAGGUGAUGGCCUUUUAAAUCUAAAAGGGAUCAAAUGGGCUCACCACAGAAAGGUUAUUUCACCAGCCUUCUACCUAGAAAAUCUUAAGCUAAUGGUACCGUUAAUUGGGGUUAGUAUGGAGAAAAUGUUGAAGCAAUGGUUGAAAUUAAUGUCAUCAUCGGAAGAUGAUGGCAGCAAAGUGGAGAUUGACGUUUCAGAAUGGUUCCAAAACAUAGCCGAAGAGGUCAUGGCUCGAGCUGCCUUUGGGAUUAGCUAUGAAGAAGAGGGGAGAGCCAUUUACAAACUUCAAGCUCAACAGAUGGCUUAUGCCGCUAAAGCUUUUGAAAAAAUAUUCACUCCUGGUUACAGGUUUUUGCCCACUGAAACAAACAGAAACUGUUGGAGAUUGGAAAAGGAAAUCAGAGAAUCGAUAACGAAGUUGAUAGACAAACGAAGGAAUACAAAAUAUUCCAGCCCUAUAAAAAUGUAUUCACCCGUAUCAUCACGUCCAAAUGAUUUGUUGGACUUCAUGAUUUCUGGUUUUAAUAAGGAAAACGCCGGAAUAACGAAUCCGCCGCUCCCUCCGCCGCCGUUAUGA
Messenger RNA from Oldenlandia corymbosa var. corymbosa, 1053 nucleotides. NCBI's taxonomy places the organism in Eukaryota, Viridiplantae, Streptophyta, Magnoliopsida, Gentianales, Rubiaceae. The record is from the annotation of a GenBank genome assembly.